Molecule: messenger RNA, 1663 nt
Organism: Zophobas morio
Lineage: Eukaryota; Metazoa; Arthropoda; Insecta; Coleoptera; Tenebrionidae
Exons: 6
Coding region: 19-1605 (528 amino acids)
Source: RefSeq, a predicted model, not a curated record
CCAAGACACGAGCUAAACAUGUUAUUGGUGUUGGCUCUGGUACUACCUAUAGUGUGUUCAAGUGAUAUCGUUCAGUUCGACUGGAAUACGAUGCCAAAUUUUAACGAAGAGGAACAGUACAACGACCGAAUUGACAACGCCAAGGACCUGAUCAGCUUGGAUUUGAAAAACGACAACUUAGAAUCGGAAUACGGAGUCUUCGUCGACGAAAGACCGACGUUCCAAACACAGAAGAACCGAACGAGAAAACGCAACAAAAUUCAAAAGCAGACGCAUAUUCAAAAAGUUUCGAAUGCACCGGAACACUCCGUUAAUGGUAGUACCAAGCAACGAAUUAACCUGCUGCUUAAAAAUUAUUUGUCGAAACUAUACGCACAGAAAUUUCACAAAAAAGCCAACCACGAAAGUAAAAUCUUCACUGACUCCUUUUGGCAAUUCAACAACAAAACCAAGAAAUUUAAAAACAAGUUCUUGAGUUUGUUUCAUAUUGUUCAGUUCGCCAAUUCGCAGUGUCAGUCCACUAGUACUGCAGGGGACUAUUUAGGUACUUGUUACACCGAAAGUGAGUGUGCUACCAUGAACGGUACCAGUGUUGGGGCUUGUGCGGAAGGUUACGGCGUCUGCUGUGUGUUUAGGUACUCUUGUGGUGCAAGCUCCAGUCAAAAUUGCACGUACUUCGAAAGUCCAGGUUACCCAGAUUACGACCCUCCUGGGUCCAUGGUACUACCUCCAACUACUGCACCUCCUCCUACAACAGCUCUGCCAACACCGGAUCCUCGAUUAAAGUACUUCUAUAAAUUACGACGAUUUAGCAGACAAGCGGAUACAAGUUUGGCUUGUGCUAUCAAUAUUUACAAACAGUCGGAUAAUAUUCAGCAGAUGAGGAUUGAUUUUAUUGAUUUGGAACUGAAAGGACCGACGGAUGGUACUUGUGUGACUGAACGCUUGGUAAUCAGUGGGCAAAAUGUGAACGACCAAGUACCAGUAAUUUGUGGAUAUAAUACCGGACAACAUGUGUACGUCGAUGUUUCGUCUCUCACAGGACCUUUGCAGUUGUCGGUCUUAUCAACUGUCGCUGACCGAAAGCGGUUUAAGAUCAGAGUGUGUCAGAUUGCCAAUUCUUGUAGUAAUUCUAACAACUGUUUGCAGUACUAUACGGGAGCUACUGGGAUGAUAUCUUCGUUUAAUUAUGACCAGGCCGCUUUGAUUAAUAGGAGCGAACCAGGGUAUUUUAAUAAUCUAAAUUAUGCAAUCUGCAUACGAAAAGAAGCCGGUUAUUGCUCCAUAACCUACACCAACAGUCCUGCCGGCUUAGAGUAUCCAUUCCAGUUGAGCAACGUGGAUGAGAAUGACGAAAGCACUGUGCCUCCAGGUCAGGCAGGAGCUGAAAUAUUCAGUUGUCCAGACGACUAUAUUGUUAUUGGUGGAAUUAGACUGUGUGGAGACAAACUCAAUGAUGGGUCAUUGAUAGAAGACUUCACGAUGAAUGCGCCUGUGACAGAUACUAGUGGAGGACCUAUCGUAAUUCCCGUUAGAACUGAUGAUUCAGUGACUGGUCGUGGGUUUAAGUUGUUUUAUACACAAAAUAGGUGCCCCAAUACGUAGUGUUAUUUAUUUAUCGUAUUUAUUCUUGUCUGUGUUAAGGAAUUAAAUAAAAAUGCAA